This is a messenger RNA of Thalassophryne amazonica, 1280 nucleotides long. RefSeq names its product endothelin-1 receptor-like. Gene Ontology annotation, molecular function: endothelin receptor activity. Gene Ontology annotation, biological process: G protein-coupled receptor signaling pathway; enteric nervous system development; regulation of blood pressure. The record is from RefSeq and is a predicted model, not a curated record. NCBI's taxonomy places the organism in Eukaryota, Metazoa, Chordata, Actinopteri, Batrachoidiformes, Batrachoididae. Gene Ontology annotation, cellular component: membrane.
UUAUUCAUGUGGGGAUUGUGGGAAUGCCACCCUGCUCAGAUCAUCUACCAAAAUAAAGCAUGUGGAAUGUACCCAAUGCUCUGAUAGCGAGCUGGGCUCUGGGAGACCUGAUAUACGUCGCCAUUGACAUACCCAUCAACGUCUACAAGCUCUUGGCCAUGCGCUUUCCGUUUGCCGACAGUGAUUUUGGCGUGUUCCUCUGUAAGCUGUUUCCCUUCCUGCAGAAAGCCUCGGCUGGAAUCACAGUCCUCAACCUGUGUGUACUCAGCGUGGACAGGUAUCGAGCCGUGGCGUCCUGGUCACGGGUGCAGGGCACAGGGGUUCCCAUGGUAACAGCGGUAGAGAUUGUGGUGAUCUGGACAUUGUCUGUGUGCCUGGCUGUACCAGAAGCCAUCGGAUUCAACAUGGUCACCUCUGAGUACAAGAAACGUCACAUAAGGACCUGCAUGCUGCAGCCGUCAACGCCCUUCAUGACUUUCUACCGCGAUGCGAAGGACUGGUGGCUGUUUGGUUUCUACUUCUGCGUUCCUUUGGCGUUCUCUGCUGUUUUUUAUGGGCUGAUGACCUGUGAAAUGCUUCGACACCAGAAGGGAAGUCUGAGGAUCGCACUGAAUGACCACCUCAAGCAGCGUAGAGAAGUAGCCAAAGCCGUUUUCUGCCUGGUGCUGAUCUUCGCUCUGUGUUGGUUCCCGCUCCAUCUAAGCCGCCUGCUGAAGAGGACCGCCUACAGAUCCUACGACGCACACCGCUGCGACUUGUUGAACUUCUUGUUGCUGCUGGAUUACUUUGGAAUCAACAUGGCAACCGUCAACUCCUGCAUCAAUCCCAUAAUCCUCUACUUUGUCUCCAAGAAGUUUAAAAACUGCUUCAAGUCUUGUCUGUGCUGUUGGUGUUAUUCUGGCUCCCUCUCGAAUAGUAUUCUCCCGCUUUACCACGGGACGAGUCUGCAGUACAAACAUCCUCAUCACUGAGAGAGAGAGAGAGACCUGCAAAGAUCACCGACUGGACGAUGCUGAUUAAUGGAGGCUGCCACCGCGAGGAAGAGAGAUUUAUAUACAAGUUAUACGAUGUAAACGUAUUCACUUCUACAUAAUGUAUUAUAGACUUGUUUUAUUGUAUUUAUUUUGAUUUUUAUGUAAAUGAUUACAACGUAGCCUUACUUUUAAGCACAAACAUUCUGUUUAAAAGCUUCUCCGUGUGUAACGUAUUUAUUACCUAUUGUGUCAGAAGUGACUGUUCUGUAAUUCUGCAAAGAAAACUGUUUUUCUUUGUGUCUCUUU